Ictalurus punctatus (channel catfish) is the source of this 1649-nucleotide messenger RNA. It is a transcript of the gene ldhba, whose product is annotated as lactate dehydrogenase Ba. Gene Ontology annotation, cellular component: cytoplasm. Gene Ontology annotation, molecular function: L-lactate dehydrogenase (NAD+) activity. The coding region runs from base 284 to 1288 and encodes 334 amino acids. The transcript is spliced from 8 exons. The record is from RefSeq and is a predicted model, not a curated record. NCBI's taxonomy places the organism in Eukaryota, Metazoa, Chordata, Actinopteri, Siluriformes, Ictaluridae. Gene Ontology annotation, biological process: carboxylic acid metabolic process.
CAGAAAAGGAGUCAAGGUUGCUCGAGUCACAGGCCUGAAAGCCGCUGCGUGCGCGCGCAUCCUCACAUUCCACACCGCCUGUACUCCAUCUCGAGCUGUACGUCGACCGCGCUUUUUAACGCACGCGCACCAACUCCUCCUCCUGGAAGCUGACUACAGUGAGCGCGCGCCCUUCACGCCACACAUCCUUCUCCGCCUGCACUCAGCUCGGAUCAGCUCCGCAAACCCGCUUCACGCACCGCCGAAGCACGCAGAGACGUCCCUCUCUCUCACACCUGAUAUCAUGGCCUCAGUCCUGGAGAAACUCAUGACCUCCCUGAACAGCGGUCCUGCUGAACCACCCACCAACAAGGUGACUGUGGUGGGAGUGGGGCAAGUGGGCAUGGCCUGCGCUGUCAGCAUCCUGCAGAAGGACUUGUGUGAUGAGCUGGCACUGGUCGAUGUGCUCGAGGACAAGCUGAAAGGAGAGAUGAUGGACCUGCAGCAUGGCAGCCUCUUCCUCAAGACCCACAAGAUCAUCGCCGAUAAGGACUACUCUGUGACGGCGAACUCGCGCAUCGUGGUGGUGACGGCUGGCGUUCGUCAGCAGGAGGGCGAAAGCCGCCUCAACCUGGUGCAGAGGAACGUCAACAUCUUCAAGCACAUCAUCCCUCAGAUCGUCAAACACAGUCCCAACUGCAUCCUCAUCGUCGUCUCCAACCCGGUGGACAUCAUGACCUACGUGACGUGGAAGCUCAGCGGCCUUCCCAAGCACCGCGUCAUCGGCAGCGGCACCAACCUGGACACGGCCCGUUUCCGCUUCAUCAUGGCCGAGAAGCUGGGCAUCCACGCGAGCAGCUUCAACGGCUACAUCCUGGGGGAGCACGGAGACUCCAGCGUGCCCGUGUGGAGCGGUGCUAACGUCGCAGGCGUGAACCUGCAGACGCUCAACCCGGCCAUCGGGACGGAUCAGGACCGCGAGAACUGGAAGGACGCUCACAAGAUGGUGGUGGACAGUGCCUAUGAGGUGAUUAAGCUGAAGGGGUACACUAACUGGGCCAUUGGAAUGAGCGUUGCUGAUCUGACUGAGAGCCUGGUGAAGAACCUGAGCAGAGUUCAUCCUGUCUCCACCAUGGUCAAGGGCUUGUACGGGAUCAGCGGCGAGGUGUAUCUCAGCCUGCCCUGCGUCCUGAACUCCAGCGGCGUGACCAGCGUGAUCAACAUGACCCUGACUGACAGUGAGGUGGGGCAGCUCAGGAAGAGCGCCGACACUCUGUGGAACAUCCAGAAGGACCUGAAGGACCUGUGAAGUCCUCGUGUAGUGGCCACACACACCAUCCACUCACAUCAUCCACGUACUUCUAACCCUUCCACUUAACACACACACACGUCCUACACGGGUGUGGCUCUCGGAUAUGUCCUUACAUCUUUCUCAUUUUCUUUCCCCUUUCACUUUUUAAAAAGUUCAAACUCCGAGUCGGAACGCUUUCUUUUCUCCUGUGGUGUGAAUACGGUUCCGUAAGAUCGAUUUUUCACAAGUAUAGUAGGAGCCUCACAGGUUUGUAGUCUUUCUGUCGACAGGAGCCAGACUGAAAUAUAGCCGUACCCAACAUAUCCGUAAAAAUGUCUUUAAAAUGAAGAAAAAUCAAUAAAUCUUUAAUGAAAUCCCA